AUAUGAGAAAAAAAAGAAGAUACAAGAGUGCAUGAAAAUGCAUGGCAUUUCAAAUGAUACGGUUGGAAAAAUUUUGGGUGGUAUUAGAGAAAACAAAUUGGAAAAAAACAUAGAUGGUGAAGUGGAUGUGAAUUAUAUCUUCUCUGUUCUUAACGAGGAUACGAGAGGAAUUAUGAGACACGAUAUUUGUUGGGAGAAGCUGAAAAAUGUAGGUUCCCUUUCCUCUCUCUCUUUUCUUGGUGUAAGUAUGAUAGUAGGGUUUUUAAUUUUUAAUUUUAUUAUAUGAAAUGGAUAUGAAUUAAGGGGGUAUUCAAAGUAUUCUAUUAUCAUGAACAGUAUUUCAGUAUUCACAUCCAGGUUUUGUUUUCUCUUUUUGGAUUUAUAAAGUUAUGUGAAACUAUUUUGAAAUCUGAGAGGGAUGUUUGUGUAAUGUCUAGGACUUUGUGGGUAUUGUAAAAACACGAACAAUCUCAGGAGUAGUUAUUGUAAAGAAGGCCAAGAAUCUCCUCUGUUGAGAUGGGAUCUAGGCACAGUCUAAUGGAAAUGUAGGGCAUGACCAAUAAAAUCUGAGUAGAGCGCUAGCUGCAGCCAAGCUGUCUGCAAGGUGUUUGAUGUUUUGAAGAUAGUCGAGCUAACGCUCUAGCUGUUCAUGAGCCUACAAUGUAGGGUCGAAUGGUCUUAGAUAAAGAAGCAUGAAUCCAAAUGCAACACGUGCGCUCAUUCUUGAUCCAUGGGUAAAAGAUGGGUUCUCUUGCAUGGUAAAGGAGCUUCGAACUAUAAACGAUCAAGCGUUGGGAAAGAUCUGCCAAUAUCUCAAGCCAAAGAUGUUCGAGGAGAAUGCCCAGGUCUUUGAAGCGGGACAACCACUUAACGCGAUGCUCUAUAUUAUAACAGGCUCUAUGCAGGCAUACAUGCCAAUUAGGGCUGCUGGAGAGGCAUGUCCCUCAACCUCAUUCGAAACUCUUGAGAAAGGUAUGUUUGUGGGAGAACAACUUCUGGAUUGGGCAGCAAAAACCAAAACUUUUUAUGACCAACCUGUUUCGUUCAAAACUGUCCGAUGUGUCGAAAAAGUAGAAGCCUUUGCUCUCACAGUUAAUGACUUGAAAACUUUAGUGGUCUCCAGAGACAUCUUCCAGAGAAGUUCAAAAUCCGAAGUUUAGACAACUCUUAGCCGUUGAAACUUCAUGUGGCACUUCCUACAACAAGAUUGAUGAGAUACUAAACAAUUUUUAAGAAGAAACUAAGCAUGAAGGUCAGGAGGAGGUUCGUUUGUUUAUUUUUUGAUCGUAGAUGAAUAUUUCUAUUUUCUUCAUUUCAUGAAUUAAUUAAUACGUUCAUUUUCAUUUUGUGGUUUCUUUUUUUGAGAAAUAAAACGAAAAAUGAGGGCAAAAGCCCGAAGAUAUACAGAACCACAAUGUGGAUAUCAUACAUCUCUUGUGUAAUUUGACAAAUUAAUUGCA
Molecule: messenger RNA, 1460 nt
Organism: Prunus dulcis (almond)
Lineage: Eukaryota; Viridiplantae; Streptophyta; Magnoliopsida; Rosales; Rosaceae
Product: probable cyclic nucleotide-gated ion channel 5
Exons: 2
Coding region: 693-1160 (155 amino acids)
Source: RefSeq, a predicted model, not a curated record